CGCGGGAGCCCAGCCGGGCCAUGGCCGAGUGGAGCCCCGCCCAGCAGGGUCUUCAGUGGGACAUGGAGCCCCAGCCCAUGGCAGCCGCUCAGCCCCUCAGCACCCCCGAGCAAACCCCCACGGGGGACGCACUUCCUGAAACGGCCGAGCUCUCCCUGACCGUUGUGGCGGAAAUCCAAGCGGUGGAGAGCAAGGUGGAUUCUUACGCUGCGCAGCUCAUGAGCCUGGAGGGCAGGAUGGGCAUGGCUGAGACGAAGCUGGACGGCUGCGAGAAGACGGCGGUUGAGUUCGGGAACCAGCUGGAGAGCAAGUGGGCCGCCCUGGGGACCCUCAUCCAGGAGUACGGCCUGCUGCAGCGGCGGCUGGAGAACAUGGAGAACCUGCUCAAGAACCGGAACUUCUGGAUCCUGCGCCUUGCCCCGGGCUCCAAGGGGGAGACCCCCCAGGUCCCGUUGCAGUUUGAGGACGCCUCCUGCAGUUUCUCGGAGCAAGAGUGGAGGACCCUGGACGAGGGCCAGAAGGACCUCUACCGGCACAUCAUGAAGCAGAACUACCAGGCGGUGGUCUCUGUUGAGGCGGCCAUCUCCAAGCCGGACCUUCUCUCCCGGAUUGAGCAAGGAGGGGCUUCGGAUUGGACAGACGGCGGGGAAGAGCAGCCCCCCGCAGAGCCCAGCUUGGGUGAGAGGCCAGGGUCUCCAAUUUCGGCUCUCCACAGCAGUUCCUGGAUGGAGCAAGAGGAGCUGUCUCUUGUCAAAAGCAUGGGGGGCUCAGAGGACCGGGAAAUCCCAGGGGACUGCGCCAUGGGCGCUCCUCAGCUCCUGGAGGAUGAUGCCGAUAGCCUCUUCCCCCGCAAGUGGGCAGACGUGUUCCAGGGCCCGGGAGAGGAGCUGCUACCUGAGACCCAGCCCUCCUCCGUCGCCCUGCCCAGGAAGCCUGCCGGGAGCAGCCUCCGGCGGUUGGCACAGGGGGCAUCUGAGGCGCAGGAGGAGGACUCAGACACGUCAGCCAUGGAAGCUCAUGCUGGCCCCUUCAUCUGCUGUGAGUGCGGGGAAGGCUUCCUGGACGAGCCGCUCUUCGCCAGCCACCAGAAGAGCCACGGCGGGGGAGGGGCAUACCCGGUACUGGAGCCCGGGGGAGGCCUGGAGGCCAGGCCGCCCCCUCUCACCGCCCAGAGGGCCCCGGCUCCCACGCGGCCCAAGGUGCCCAAGCGCCCCGAGCCCCAGAGGGCCCCGGCGUCCAGACCCAGCGUGGGGAAAUGGCCCGGGAACCACAUGGUGGAACGGCCCUACACCUGCACCCAGUGCAAGGAGAGCUUCAAGCUGGAGGUCAGCCUGCUGCUGCACCAGAAGCUCCACGCGGGGAAGGGUGACGGGCCCCUGACCUGCACCUACUGCGGCAAGGACUUUCGCGACCUCUCCAAGGCCGUGCGGCACCAGCGCAUCCACACGGGCGAGCGGCCCUACCAGUGCACCGAGUGCGGGAAGAGCUUCAUCCGGCGGGACCACCUCCUGAAGCACUGGCGCGUGCACACGGGCGAGACGCCCUACCAGUGCGCCACCUGCGGGAAGAACUUCCGCUACAAGGAGUCGCUGAACUGCCACCAGAAGAUCCACGCCCGCAGCCCUGCUGUGCGCCACCUGAUGCUGGGCACGCAGACCGGCCUGGUGGGCCUGAAGCCGGAGCAGCCUUAGCGUUGCUGAGGGACCCAGUGGGCCCUCUGGGGGGGCGAGGGGGAGACUUGCUCUGGGGGGCCGCAAGGGCGUUUGUAGCCCCCUCAGCCCCCACUCUGGGCACGCCGGCUGGCACUGAGACAUAAGCUACGUCCUGGUCCUGCUCAAAGGGCCGGGUGCCCACUGCACUUGGGCGGGCCUGCGAAGGGCUGGUAGGCCACGCAGCCUGGGUCUUUCUCAGAGAAAGAACCUCCCUGCAUGCCUGGGGGGGAGUUAAGAAGGGGGCAGCUACCCGCUGCCCCUUCCACCCCCCUGAAACUCCACUCACUUUUCUGCCAUGUCCACUUGUCAUGUGAGUCCUCCUUGUGGCAUGUAGCUGCAAAACACACACACACACCCUCCAGAUUGCAUGGUGUGGCACAGGAAUUGGGACGGCAGAUGUCGGGUGUGGCAGGCCCCGACAAGCCAACAGCUCUCUGUGCCCUUCACUCCUGCCCAGUCUGGAUGGGGGUCCCAGUCCUUACACACCUCCGUGGAACUGGAAACACCCCCCCCCACCUUCCCAGGUCCUCGUUCGUAGCUUGUCUGUCUGUACUUUUUUGUUUAAUUUUGAAACUGCAUUUGGUUCUGCACCGAGGGCGCAUGUCCAAGCGAGAGCAGCUUCAGCCAGAGGCUCUGGCUGCCUCCACCAACGCCCAGCGCUUGCGUAGUGUGGUUUCACAGCGUGAUGCUCCAGCAGGCUUCGUGUUGCCUGGCUCCCCAGUUCUCGCAUACUCCGGGAUUUCCGAGAUCUGCCCCCCAUCAUUGUGCUGGUGUUGGUUUUUCCUUUUUUUUUUUCUCCUUCAAAAAGCUUUCUUAAUUUUUUCAACAUCCACAUAAAAUACAUAGAAACUAAAAAGAAUGAAACAAAGAAUACUACAAGAAAAAAGAAAACUAAAAAAGUGCGAAAAUGCAGAGAAGACUAUUACAUGGUGGCUUCCAACUUUCUACAAGAAAGAUACAUAUAAUGCUCUAAAGCAUUUCCAUUCUCAAUAUAACAUUCUCCUCUAAAAUAAACUAUCCCUCUUAAAAAAAAAUAAAGCCUUUUCUAACACAAUUAUUCACCCUAAUAAGCAAAUACUCAAAUAUUAUCCUACUUCACUAAAAUUUUACCCCUCUCUGCCUGCUAAAAUAGCAAAAGAUAAAUUAUCUACAUUUGGUUAAUGUCCUUUUACCCAAGGUAAAGUCGUCAUCCCCGAAACGAAAACAUUCGUCUAAGAGACCAUCCUGAUAAACACAUUUGAACAGUUAUCUGACUUCAAAAUAGGCUAAUGCAUUUACAUAUCUCAGCUUACAAACACAGUUUUCCCCUUACAAGUCUCAAAUUCAGCAGCCAGCCUUGAUUCUUGAUCUCGAUUUUCCAGGAACG
Messenger RNA from Candoia aspera, 3078 nucleotides. RefSeq names its product zinc finger protein 398-like. The record is from RefSeq and is a predicted model, not a curated record. Bases 21 to 1691 code for a protein of 556 amino acids. The transcript is spliced from 6 exons. Lineage: Eukaryota; Metazoa; Chordata; Lepidosauria; Squamata; Candoiidae. Gene Ontology annotation, biological process: regulation of DNA-templated transcription.